AUGAAUUCACUUAAUGUCUCAUUGUCCCGAUUGAAAUUACAAAUUGCUCAAGCUGUAUUGGAACAAGAUCGUUUACAACAUGAACUAAAUACUCUUGAUGAGUCCAAUCAAAACCAAUGUGAAGCUAUACAACAUGCUUUGACUACCUUGAAUAAUAAUUUGGAUGGUAUUACGAAUGACUACCUUCAACGUGCUCGAAGAAAACAACUUAAAAUCAACAAACACAAGGCCUGGCGAAAACGACGAAAAGAACGAUUAAAAUCUCAACAAUCGGAAAAUAAGAGUCAGGAGCCCGUAUUGAAUAUGACAAGAGAUACGAUGGAAGAAAAGAAGAAGGAGAUAGAACAAUCAUCAAAGACAAAGGAAAUAGGUCAACAGCCACCAAAAUUAACGCGACCAAAGAAUGUAUCGGAUCAACAACAACGCGUUCAACAAUUAACUAUUGUGGUGGAUAAAUUACUACGAUUACGGGAUCUUCGACGAAAGAAAUUGGAAACUAAAGGUCACUUUUUUCCAGAAACUGGCGAUACUUUUUAUAAUACAAUCAAAGCAGCAGCAGAAGAAGAAGAAGAAAAAGAAAAAGAAGAACAAGAUUGGAUUGAACACAACAUGAAUGAACAACAGACAAUAAAACCACAUCCAGAGGAUACAUGGAAAGAUCAACCAUUAGAUAUGGAUGCAUAUAAUUAUUGGCUUCAAGGUUGGCAAGAUGUCGAGAAAUUACGGUAUAUACGACAACAAUGGGAUCAAUAUGUAGUAUCUGAAGUGGAUGAUGGUUCUCUUGGAUCAAAUAAUGGCUUGAAAAUACCCCCUUCUAUGGUAUCUCCUUCACCUCCUUCAAAUGCAAUUUGGGCAUCGUAUUUGGUAGACUAGUAUUACACUUUAUUUUGAUAUAUAUAUAUAACUUUUAUACCCCUAUGAUAAUAAAAAGUAGAUUUUCCCUUUCAUACCACAUUUGGAGGGCGGAGUUCCUUGUGACAGUGGAAAAAAAC
Messenger RNA from Halteromyces radiatus, 992 nucleotides. RefSeq lists its product as uncharacterized. The coding region runs from base 1 to 873 and encodes 290 amino acids. The transcript is spliced from 4 exons. The record is from RefSeq and is a predicted model, not a curated record. Lineage: Eukaryota; Fungi; Mucoromycota; Mucoromycetes; Mucorales; Cunninghamellaceae.